AUGCAGGAUGUGACAGGAGAGGAAGAGCUCGCAGUGAGUCUCAAUGGGGAGUCUCAGUGUCUACAGUUUACUUCCAUUGGGGCAGACUCCAGGAAGCACACGGUGGUCUUUGGUCCCCUACCUUCACUUUUCAACAACAACUGGCACCUGAUACUACUGGAUGUUAGAAAGGACUCAGUCUCCCUGCUGGUUGACUGUGUUCUGAUUGGCACCCUGGAUAUUCCUCCAAGACAUAAAGUCAGCAUGGAUGGCUUCACCAUGAUAGGAAAACUCCAGGAUAAUCCAGUUUUGGCAGUUCCAUUUGAACUCCAGUCCAUGUUGAUCCACUGUGAUGUGGCCCAAGCCCGAACCGGAGCCUGCAUUGAUCUCUCAGCCACGACCCAGUUGGAUUGUUUUGUCGGGGGCUCCUUCAGCCCAACAAAGCCCACGGUCAGGAGUACAGCAUUUACCUUUCCAGUCCACGGGGAGAUGAUGGCACGGGGCCCCGGCUUACGAGGGCCGCUUUUAGCGCUCCUUCUGCAACUUGUGCUCAUCUGCUCUGCGCAAAGAAGUCCAGGCCCCCCUGGACCUGCAGGUGUUCCGGGAAUUGACGGCAUUGAUGGGGAAAGGGGCGUAUAUGGGGAAGAUGGACCACCAGGGCCCGAUGGUGAUGCUGGUAAACCCGGCUCUACUGGAUUACCUGGACUUCCUGGAAAUGAUGGACUUACUGGCCCUGUCGGAGAUCCCGGACCUGAUGGCCCCAUUGGACAGAAAGGUGAACCUGGAAAAUCUGGGCCUCGUGGAUCAGCUGGCGUUGGGCCUGAUGGACCCCCCGGACCACCUGGGCCUGGAGGAUUAGCAGGGGAAGUCGGAAAAGUCGGACCACCUGGAGCCAUGGGAGUGAGAGGGCCAGCUGGACCUCGUGGACCACAGGGACCCAGAGGAGCAGCUGGGGCCUUGGGCAGUACUGACAUGUGUCCAAAUUCUUGCCCACCGGGAAUGACAGGGCACCCUGGACUCCCUGGCAUGAAGGGUCACAAAGGUGUAAAGGGUGAAGCAGGGGAACCUGGAAAACAAGGCCACAAGGGAGAGGAAGGAGAGCAGGGGAUCCCAGGGGAGGUUGGAGCCCAAGGACCAACAGGUCCUCAGGGAAUCCGCGGAGCCACUGGGAUGUUGGGGCCCAAGGGAGAGAUGGGAGCGCGAGGUCUCGAUGGAGAUCCAGGUCUACAGGGAGUCGCCGGAGCAACUGGAGAUCAAGGUCAGAGGGGCGUGAUGGGUGAGGCAGGUCCUAAAGGUGAAGGGGGUGUCCAAGGGCCAAGAGGAAUAACAGGGGUGCCAGGCCCUAAAGGAGAGGGUGGUCUUCCUGGGGUUGAUGGCCGUGAAGGUAUUCCUGGGAUGCCUGGAGCAAAGGGGGUCGUUGGGAAGGCCGGAGCUCCGGGAGACGUGGGGGUUCAGGGAUUUCCUGGGUUGCCUGGUGUUCCAGGACCAAAAGGAUUGGGUGGUCCUAAGGGAGAUUCAGGAGAACCUGGACUCCCUGGAACAAUGGGCUCUGCAGGAAAAACUGGAGAGCGAGGGGAUCAGGGAGAGGUGGGGCCUCUUGGACCCAUCGGUGGACCUGGAGAUAUUGGAGAACAAGGUCCUACAGGUCCUGCUGGCAAACACGGGGCCAGGGGACCAAAAGGUGACCCCGGACUGCCAGGUCUCCCCGGUCCCCCAGGUCUUCCUGGAAUAAAAGGAGAGAGGGGAGAGCGUGGUGAUGGUGGUCCUAAGGGAGAACAGGGAUCUCAAGGUGAUGAAGGAACUGCAGGAGACAAAGGAGAUGUUGGUGAUGCAGGGGAGCCAGGGGCUAAAGGAGAGGUCGGUACCCCUGGUGAGCCCGGCAAAAGAGGUCCAGAGGGAAGUCGAGGUCAGCCUGGAAUCGAGGGACCUGCCGGUUCACCCGGGCCAAGGGGCAUGCAGGGCAACAGGGGUCUACCAGGGUCCAGAGGAUCCCAGGGGCCAGCGGGCAAAGAACCAAGUGAUCAGCACAUCAAGCAAGUUUGUAUGCGCGUCAUGCAAGAACAGUUGGCUCAGUUGGCUGCCAGUUUGCGAAGACCGGAGUCAGGUGUUGCUGGUUUACCUGGCAAACCUGGACCCCCUGGACCUCCUGGACCUCCCGGCGACAAUGGCUUCCCCGGACAUGCUGGGGCCCGAGGACUGCCUGGUCUAAAGGGUCCACCAGGGGCAUUAGGCAACAAAGGGCCAAAGGGUGAAUUGGGUGACAGAGGAGCCCGAGGGCCUCCAGUCCGUGGACCUAAGGGUCAGCCGGGACCACCUGGUCUUCCUGGUGAGGCUGGUAAACCUGGAUAUGGUCGGGAUGGGCGUGAUGGGCAGCGAGGCCCCCCUGGAGUCCCGGGACAGUCUGGUGUACCUGGAUUACCUGGAGCAGCUGGACCUAAUGGAUACUGUGAUCCAUCAGCUUGCAAUCUUCAAGCCGGUGCUGCCCAGCAGGGCCUGGACGUAAAGGGACCUGCAGGAAACUAA
Molecule: messenger RNA, 2502 nt
Organism: Knipowitschia caucasica
Lineage: Eukaryota; Metazoa; Chordata; Actinopteri; Gobiiformes; Gobiidae
Source: the annotation of a GenBank genome assembly